Chrysoperla carnea is the source of this 669-nucleotide messenger RNA. RefSeq names its product zinc finger and BTB domain-containing protein 41-like. Lineage: Eukaryota; Metazoa; Arthropoda; Insecta; Neuroptera; Chrysopidae. Bases 1 to 669 code for a protein of 222 amino acids. The transcript is spliced from 3 exons. The record is from RefSeq and is a predicted model, not a curated record. Gene Ontology annotation, biological process: negative regulation of transcription by RNA polymerase II; regulation of immune system process; regulation of cytokine production.
AUGCGAAGUCAUACAGAAAUUUCGGAUACAAAAACAAUUCAAGAAAAUAAAGAAAAUGAACGAGAGCCAUUGCCAGAAAGUGAGGUAAAUGAACUUUAUACCGAUAAAAGUAUGCAAUCAGAAGAAGAAGAAGAAAGUGAAGCAAAUGAACUUGAAGAUGAAAGUACACAAUCAGAAGACGAACCACUUUCUAACUUAAUAACUAAGAAUGAAUUAUUGGAAGAAAGUGAGGAAAAUGAACUUUAUGAACAACCGCUUUCUGAGCUGCAUAGUUUCUUAGUCGCACAUACUCGAGUUCACACGGGAGAAAAACCAUAUAGAUGUAAUGUUUGUUAUAAAUUAUUUACUCAAAAAAGCAGUUUAAAUGGACAUAUGCGAGGUCAUACAGAAAUUUCGGAUCCAAUAACAAUUCAAGAAAAUAACAAAAAUGAACGGGAGGUAUUGCCAGAAUCGUUAAUUCAAAGUGAAAACAUACAAUCAGAAGACGAAACACUUUCUAACUUAACUAGGAGUGAAUUACCGGAAGAAAGUGAGGACAAUGAAAUUUAUGAACAAACGCUUUCUGAGCGUUUGGCUGCACGUAGUAUUUCUUUAUCAGAAACUCGUCCACCUUACGGCUUGCUGACGAAAGUUAUUAAACCAGCUCAUUUCAAACUAGCCGGUGUAUAA